Brassica napus (rape) is the source of this 2973-nucleotide messenger RNA. Its product is annotated as flowering time control protein FPA. Gene Ontology annotation, molecular function: RNA binding. The record is from RefSeq and is a predicted model, not a curated record. The transcript is spliced from 7 exons. NCBI's taxonomy places the organism in Eukaryota, Viridiplantae, Streptophyta, Magnoliopsida, Brassicales, Brassicaceae. Bases 162 to 2675 code for a protein of 837 amino acids.
CUCGUCUUCUCUUUAGGUACAAUUUGAAGACGAAUCCAUCUCUCUCUCUCUGAUUGUUCUCUAGCUCAACGAACUAUCGAUUCAUCGCUCAAUUCCAUCUCCUGGAUAUUCGAAUCCCGAGCCUUAGCAUCUCCGAUUCAACCAAACCACACCUCUGUACGAUGGCGGCAGCGAUGAAGCCCUUCAGAGGACGCGAAUCCGACGAUUCCGGCUUCACAUCGAACAAUCUAUGGGUGGGCAGCAUCACGAUGGAUACGACGGAGUCAGAUCUGACGGAAUUAUUCGGAAGGUUCGGCGACAUCGACAGAAUCACGGCCUAUUCGUCCCGCGGAUUCGCGUUUAUAUACUACCGACACGUGGAGGAAGCGGUGGCGGCGAAGGAGGCGCUACAGGGGACGAAUCUGAACGGGGGACUGUUGAAGAUCCAAUACGCGCGACCGGCAAAGCCUUGUAAGAGUCUUUGGGUGGGAGGAAUCAGCUCGAGUGUCUCAAAGGAUGACCUGGAGGAAGAGUUCAGUAAAUUUGGAAAAAUCGAGGAUCUUAGGUUCCUCAGGGAACGCAAGACAGCUUUCAUUGAUUACUACGACAUUGACGCUGCCUUGCAGGCAAGGAACAUGAACGGCCAGCGAAUGGGUGGUAGCUACCUCCGCGUUGAUUUUCUCCGCUCACAAGCCCCAAGAAAAGAACAAUGGGCUGGCUCUUACGAUAACAGGAAUGGCAAUGUGAUGAAUCACAAACCUCAGUAUCCUCACUCACAUGAGGAUCCCAGAGGAGACGACCAGCCAAGUAAAGUUCUGUGGAUUGGAUACCCUCCUUCUGUUCAGAUAGAUGAGCAAAUGCUACACAACGCAAUGAUACUCUUCGGUGAGAUCGAGAGGAAGAAAAGUUACCCGUCUAGGCAUUUCUCACUUGUGGAGUUUAGGAGCGUGGACGAAGCUCGCCAAGCCAAGGAAGGGCUGCAGGGGAGGUUAUUCAAAGAUCCUAGAAUCACAAUCAUGUACUCGAACGAUGAGAUACCUCCUGAGCAAGAUGAUAAUAGUUUUUAUUCUGGUGUGAAACGUUCAAGGCCAGAAUACAAUGACGUUAUUGGCAUGGAGCCAAACUGGAGGAGGCCAUCUCCUAAUGGAACUGGGAUACUUCCAUCACCAGCAGGACAUGGAAUCCUCCCGUCUCCUGGACAAGGCAUGAGGAACCACCCUAUGAGGUCCAACCCCGGUUCUUGGGAAGGAUAUGAUCCUACUCUGAUGGACAGAGAAAACAAACGAACCAGAAGAGAUGGAUCGGAGGACGGUUUUACUCCAAUGGGUGUAGUAGAUGAGAGGUCGUUUGGGCGUGGCUCAGUUGCUGCUAGGCCGCCUAUCCGUGGCUACGGUGAUUCUGAUUACAUUUGGAGAGGAAUGAUUGCAAAGGGUGGGACUCCCGUCUGUUGUGCUCGUUGUGUACCUAUUGGAAAAGGGAUCGAGACUAAGCUCCCUGAGGUGGUGAAUUGUUCAGCAAGAACUGGCUUGGACAUGCUCGCCAAGCACUACACUGAAGCCAUUGGAUUUGAGAUUGUUUACUUCUUACCAGACAGUGAAGAAGAUUUUGCGUCUUACACUGAGUUUCUCCGCUACCUCGGUUCAAAAGAUCGAGCGGGGGUUGCCAAAUUAGACGACGGAACUACUUUGUUCUUGGUGCCUCCAUCUGAUUUCUUAACUGACGUACUCAAAGUGACCGGUCCUGAGCGGCUGUACGGCGUUGUUCUCAAGCUGCCCCCACCAGCCGCUCCUGUUGCAGCAUCGUACAGACAAGAGUCUCAGUCGAAUCCUCUGUCUUAUAUGGAUCAGUCCCGGGAUUCACCUGCCAAUACCGGUCACAGCUUUUAUCCUCCGAGGGGUGCUGCUGCACCAGAACAGUCGAGACCAUCGGUUAGCGAGCCUCUCAGGUUACCUAACAAUGCUGCGUCUCAAGCUGGGGUUAGUUUAACCCCGGAGCUUUUAGCUACUCUGGCGUCUUUUCUCCCUGCAACUUCUUCUCAAUCUGCUGCUCCUGAGAGUCACCAAACUAUGUCAGUUGCUUCCACUGUGCCUCACUACAAUGGAGAAGCACCGUCUUCUCAAGCUUGGAAUAGAGAUCCGCAAAAUUAUGGAAAUCAGUACAAUCCAGCUGGACAACUACCUCCUCCUCCGCCUCCGCGUUACGCUCCGGCUUCAAACAACUCCAAUCCCAACUACUCCAGUGGAAUGGUCCAUAGCAACAUGCAGUACCAAGGCCAAUCUGUUAACAUGCCCCAGAUGACUCAUAAUAACUACGCCAUGUACAAUCAGGGUUCCUCAAAUCAUCCUGUUUCUCAGCCUAUGACGCAGCAGUACCAGCCAGAAGGUUCAGUACCAAGCCAAAACUAUGGUCCGGUUCCAAGUUAUCAGCAAGGUAACUAUCAUGGUGUAGCAACGAAUCAGGCGCAUAACUUAAAUCAUUCCCAAUAUCAAGCUGCCAUGCAACCACCACCAGCCGACAUGUCGAACUUAGAGCCACAAAGCCAACCUAUGCUCUCUGGGGCUGGACAGGGUACAACAGAUGGGGAGAAGGACGAAAGGUACCAGAAGACACUGCAGUUCGCAGCAAGCCUUCUCCAACAGAUUAAACAGAAUCAGCAGCAACCGCCUUCAGGUUCUCCGGCUGGACAGCGGCCUUGAAACUAAGCUCCACCUCGCUAUCAUAAUCUGUAAGGUGGUGAUUUGAAAAGCCCCCGUUGAGCAUGCUACAACAUACCCGAGCAAGAGAGAGUUUUUUUUGUAAGAUGCUCAAGUGUCCAAGCCAGAUUAGGUCCUGCUACCGCAACCAAUCGCUCCUAGCUCGUCUUUGUUUUUUUCUUCAUUGGUUUGUGAUAUUUGGAAGAAAAGGCUGUGUAAAAUUAAUGUGAUUUUGGAUCUUUUAUAUACUUUUUUCCGAAUUAGUUUUCUGUUGUUUCAAUAAAACAAAUCUUCCGCAUGA